Penicillium riverlandense is the source of this 654-nucleotide messenger RNA. RefSeq names its product alpha/beta hydrolase family protein. The transcript has a single exon. Bases 1 to 654 code for a protein of 217 amino acids. Gene Ontology annotation, molecular function: palmitoyl-(protein) hydrolase activity. The record is from RefSeq and is a predicted model, not a curated record. Lineage: Eukaryota; Fungi; Ascomycota; Eurotiomycetes; Eurotiales; Aspergillaceae. Gene Ontology annotation, cellular component: membrane.
AUGAGGACUAUCUCCACAGAAGCCAAGGAUCAGGACACGGAAUAUAUCAUCGUUGCUCUCUCCUACCGCGGCUACUGGACCUCUUCAGGUCGUGCAACACAAUCCGGUAUUGAACGCGAUUCCCAGGCAUUCCUGGACUGGGUAUCAGACGCUUACACGACGCCCGACACGGACCUCCGAGUUAUCCUCUGGGGACAUAGUCUCGGAUCCGCCGUUGCGAGCACCGCCCUUUCGACAUAUCUGUCACGGCAAUCCAGCACAACAAGGCUGGUUCCGAUCUCCGGGUUGAUCAUGGAAGCGCCCACCUCUAAUAUCAAGGAUAUGCUCAUUAGCUUGUAUCCUCAGAGAUGGCUCCCAUAUCGCUAUCUAUGGCCCUUUUCCUGGAAUACAUGGUGCAACAGGACUGCCCUCGAACGACUAGCCGACUGUCGAGACCAAUGCGAGGGUUCAACUAUCCCCCCCAUCUUGAUCCUGUCUGCUGAACAUGACGAAGUAAUCCCCCCGCAUGUGGCAGGUCAGUUGGAGAGGAGAGGUCAUGAGUUGGGUUUGGAUAUUGCGAGGAUCGAUGUCCCGAGGGCGAUGCAUAUUGAGGCACCGAUGAAACCGGAGGGAAGGGAGGCAUUGGUGAGAUUUAUUUUCAAGAAUACGCUGUAA